UAUAUAUAUAAAAAAAUAUACACACACACACACAAGUGCUUUAUUUGGCAGUUCCUUUUCUAAUAUGUGAAUGUGUGUAUGUUUACGGUCUGAGGAUGUUUUUUGCAAUCAAGCUUUCAUUUGUACUGUAUUAUAAAAUUAAAACAAAAAACACUUUGGCAUUCUGCAUGAUUUCUAAGCAUGUUCCUUGUACGAUGGAAGUAACGGAAUGGGAUACAAAUUUUAUAUAAAAAGAAAAAAAUAGCAAAAGUUAUAUUACUUUCCUCAAGAGAAAUUCACUCAUUUUUUUGUGGCUAUAAUGAAAUGUAAUUUCUAGACUUCACAAUUUUUUAAAACAUUUUCUCUUGUCUAAAUGUUUAAUGGCUGUCUCUUAGACUGUGUCUAUUAAAUGUAUGUUGGCAUGUGACAGUCAAACAUGCUCCUUCCCACGCAGUGUGUGACGUGGAGGCACGUCAUAGAUGCGUCUUCUCACCCUAUCGGCCCACGCCAGCCUCACAUUCCACUGAUAACAGAGUGCUGGCACACGUGCGUGUGUUUGUCUCUUUUAAUACAGCCUGAGUGACUCACUACAAAUCCUAUAAAAUAACAUUUUAUGUUUACUAAAGGCAUCUGAGGUGUUGUUUUCUGUAAAUAAAAAGUUAAUACUUUUUGAAGUCAAAUUCAGGUACUCAAUCUAAGAAAAAUAAACAUGUCUGAUACACACAGGAGGUUUAUACAGACAGCCAGUUAGUAUGACGCAUUGAACGAGGCAUGUACACUGGCUUUUAUCAGAAUGUAAAUGUGGGAGGAGUAAGUGUCAUGAAUGACUGAACUGAUUGAGGACGAGAUAGAGGGGGGCUCAGAUAUGAGCUGGAUGCUGAUGGAGGAGGAGUUCUGAUGAAAGGCCUUUGAAAACAAAUGAAAAGAACAAGAUGACCCAAAACUCAUCGGCUCAGCAGGAAUGUCUUCAGCUCCCCCAAGAACAGGUUCAGUCUCAGGAAUCACAGUCAUUGGUCAAGAACCAGUGGUUUGGGCUCCUGUUUUUUCAGUUUUGUCUUGCCUCCUGUAUCAUUGGUACAGUCAUGGGGUUGGGGUACUACUUCCUGCAAGAAGACACUCGAACCACUCAAGACCCUCUUCCCUGUCUCUCUCCAGCAUGCAUGAGAGUAGCAGAACGCUUCUCUGCAGCCAUGGAUCCUUUUUCUCGACCCUGUGAUUACUUUCUGUUUAAUUGUAAAGCAGAAAUGUCACCCAAGAGCAGAAGGAGACACGGAGGCAAGAUCGUCUCCCGUAAUGUCACCAGAACAGACGAGAUGAGAAGGAUAGUGCAGAGAGGGUCCGACACUGAAAGUAAAAGAGAUGACAGAUUACCUGACAGACAGACAGCUUUGCUCCUAGCAAUACAAGAGAUUCUGGAGUUUCCCAAUAGGAAUGUUACCAGUGCAGCACAGAAAGCACAGAUCUUCUAUAACACCUGCAUGAGGCCUAACACUACAUUGAAUGAGAGCAUAUUUCAUGCCCAAACACUAAUUCAGCAGCUGGGUGGCUGGCCUGGUACUGAGCACUGGACUCAGCCUGAGUUGAACUCCAUUCUGGCUCUGCUGAUGUCGCAGUACAACACUUUUCCUUUCUUUAACGUGUAUGUGGGCCCUGACCGCAAUGAGAGGCGGAACUACAUACAGAUUGAUCAACCGGACUUUCAGUUCCCUACUGAGUGGAACAACCAGACAAAGAGAACCAAAUUCAACUCGCAGUCUCUGCGUCCAUUCUUCGCAUCCUGUAGGCAGCUUUUGACUCUGUUGAAUGUUUCCUUCAGUAGCAGUACUCAGCAUUGUGGCUUGUAUAUGUCUCUGAGUUCAACUCUAGUUACAAACACUUCACCUCUUUCCUACCGACUCAACCAGAAACUCCUGUACCAUCGAAUCACCAUCCAGGAAUUACAAAAACUGGCCCCUUCUAUUGAUUGGCUCAGCUGUCUCCAGGCUACCUUUCAUCCUCUUCCUGUCAGCAAGUCAGAUUUUGUGUUAUUGCAUAAUCAACCUUAUAUCAUCUACAUGUCACAGAUAAUUAGCCAAUGGAGGCUUCAACACAAGCAGAUGAACAGUCAUCCUCUCCAAACUUAUAUGAUCAUGAAUCUUCUGCAAACACUUAUGCCUGCUCUGCACACCAAAUUCACACAGACCAUGAAAAACUUCUCUAUUGCAAUUGACAAUGAAAAUGAGGAUGUGCCACGUUGGAGACACUGUGUACUGCAGACGGUGAAAGGUUUUGACACUUUGAUGAGUCAUUUGGUCAAAGACCAUUAUGCUGGUGAAGAGGCUGAAAAGCUGAUCAGUGAUAUAUACUACUCCUUCAAGACCAAAAUAUCCAACAUAAACUGGCAGAAUGAGGACACACGGGAAUUAGUUUUGAAUAAGAUUCAUUCUCACACACCAAGACUCUCCACUAACAAUGACUUCUUCAAUCAGCUGAGACUUGAUGAGCAUUUUGGAGAGGUGAUUAUGAGUGAGAAGAUCUAUUUCUCCAACUACCUGCAGAUGCUUGUUCUUCAGCAGAGGAUAAGGAGCAGACUGCUCUCUCACACUCCACAUCCCAAUGUUUUGUCUCUCCAUCCAUUUUUCUCUGGUAAUGACAUCAUCAUCCCAGUUGGAAUGUUUGUGCCACCACAGUUUCAUUCCUCAUAUCCCAGAGCUAUCAACUAUGGGAUGUUGGGGACCUUACUUGCAAAAGACCUCCUGCAUCUGCUGUUGCCUGAUGUCUUAUCUCAAUCAGAGACUGCUGAGGGGGAGAGUGAAUGUGUGUGGUCACACUAUCUCACAGCACAGAAGGGAACUUCCUCUCUCUCUACAUCCCAGAAGCAGGAGGUGUGGGUGCAGUUCUCAGCCCUUCAGGUGGCUCUACUGUCAUAUAAUAAGAGUUUGCGGAGGCAUUCAGGUGACACCACCGUGUCAGGACUCUCUCACAUUCAGCUGUUUCUUGCCUCAUUCAUGCAGGCAAGCUGUGACUCUGAGCCAUAUAGUGCACUCAUGCCAUUUGAACCCUCCUUCCUGGUGACUGUACUGUGUGCCAACUCUGAGCGCUGUCCCAAACCACUGACCUGUGUGGAUAACAGAUCUCAGGGACAUCUUCCUGAACUGUGCUAGAAGCGUGGGUCUACUGAGGAACAUUAUUCAUAGCUGGGCACUAAAACAAUAAGAUGCUGCUCAGAAAUUUGAUGGAUACAAGGGGCAUCAAUGGAGACCAUGACAGUUACAGCAAACCCAUAAAUGCAUUAGAAUUUUUCACAUUUUGGAUGUAUUCUUCUUAGUAUGUUAGGUUUUACAAUCAGUAUUAGUAUUAGCAUUAUCUAUCAUUAUCCAGGGUUCGAACCCGAGCUCGGGUUACAUAUUUUUUUCCCCUGUUCAUUUUCUCUCUGACUGCGUGGGUUUCCUCAGGGGUCUCUAGUUUCCUCCCACUUCCCAAAACAAUGAUAAAUUGUUUUGAAUUUAGUUUGAAUGCAUGUGUGAAUGUGUGUUUGCACGGUGCCCUGCGAUGAACUGGCAUCCCAUGCAAGAUGUGUCCCCGUCUUGCGUCCAGUGGACAUACGCCGGAUACAUGAACCCAUGGAAAAGAGGCUACUGAUGAUGAAUUAAUUAAUUAUUUAUCCCUGUGUCCAUAUUCUACCGGUUAACGAUUUUGUGUGUGUGUGUGUGUGUGUGAUAACAAACUCUUCAAAUGUAUUAGACAUUAUGAUAUAAUAAGAUAAGGUACUGCUAGUCUAUUUGUGUUUAUAAUUGAAGAAAUGUAUUACG
This is a messenger RNA of Ictalurus furcatus (blue catfish), 3770 nucleotides long. It is a transcript of the gene kel, whose product is annotated as Kell metallo-endopeptidase (Kell blood group). The record is from RefSeq and is a predicted model, not a curated record. The transcript is spliced from 18 exons. Gene Ontology annotation, biological process: protein processing. NCBI's taxonomy places the organism in Eukaryota, Metazoa, Chordata, Actinopteri, Siluriformes, Ictaluridae. Gene Ontology annotation, molecular function: metalloendopeptidase activity. Bases 912 to 3122 code for a protein of 736 amino acids. Gene Ontology annotation, cellular component: plasma membrane.